GCUGGUGAACGAGGGCACGACGCUGCAGUUCGUGCACCGGACCGAGGUGGAAGACGUGCCAACGGCCAUCUGCCCGUAUCAGGGCCGUGCGCUCAUCAGCGUCGGCAAACUGCUGCGCAUCUACGACCUGGGCAAGAAAAAGAUGCUCAGAAAGUGCGAAAACAAGAGCAUCCCGAACCACAUCGUCAGCAUCCAGGCGCUGGGUCAGCGCGUGUACGUGGCGGACGUGCAGGAGUCCGUGUUUUUCGUGCGCUACAAGCGCCAGGAAAACCAGCUGAUCCUGUUCGCCGACGACACGAACCACCGCUGGGUGACGGCCACCUGUCUGCUCGACUACGACACGGUGGCGGCGGCGGACAAGUUCGGGAACGUGGCCGUGCUGCGUCUGCCCACCGGCACCAACGACGACGUGGACGAGGACCCGACAGGCAACAAGGCGCUGUGGGACCGCGGUCUGCUGGGCGGUGCCUCGCAAAAGGCCGACGUCCUCUGCCAGUUCCACAUCGGCGAGACGGUGCUCUCGCUGCAGAGGGCGACGCUGAUCCCGGGCGGCAGCGAGUCUCUCGUGUACACCACCAUCUCAGGCACGAUCGGCGUACUGGUGCCGUUCACUUCGCACGAGGACAUGGACUUCUUCCAGCACCUGGAGAUGCACAUGCGCUCGGAGAACGCGCCGCUGUGCGGCCGCGACCACCUCUCAUUCCGCAGCUACUACUUCCCCGUCAAGAACGUGCUGGACGGCGACAUGUGCGAACAGUACAACACAAUCGACAUGGCCAAGCAGAAGUCGAUCGCCGAAGACCUGGACCGCACCUCGAGCGAAGUGUCCAAGAAGCUUGAGGACAUCCGGACCCGCUACGCUUUCUAAGUGGCGGCGUCUGUCCCGUCGAUGGUGUCCGGGGUGUUUGUGGCGGCAGAUAUCCCAGCUUGCGGUGGUCGAGGAUGUGCUGGCUUUUCGU
Pollicipes pollicipes is the source of this 959-nucleotide messenger RNA. RefSeq names its product splicing factor 3B subunit 3-like. The record is from RefSeq and is a predicted model, not a curated record. Gene Ontology annotation, cellular component: nucleus. The transcript is spliced from 5 exons. The annotation marks the transcript as partial. Lineage: Eukaryota; Metazoa; Arthropoda; Thecostraca; Pollicipedomorpha; Pollicipedidae. Gene Ontology annotation, molecular function: protein binding; nucleic acid binding.